AUGGCCACAAAUAGAUUCGGACUUCAAAGGGUCCGACUUGACUUGGAUAUCGCUCGGCCCGAUCUUUAUGGCCCCAACGUCGUCGUCCCUAAUCACUUAGUGGCUCCUACUUCUGAACAUAUCUUCAAAAAUAUGGCAAAGCACGAAGUCUCAUCUGAGGAUACUUCUCCAAUCAACACGCCGAUGCCAAACCCCCCCAUGGUCACUAGUGAUGAUUUUGCGCUCGCCUUCGACAUCGAUGGCGUUCUCAUCAAGGGUGGCGAGCCCAUUCCCUCGGCCGUUGAUGCUAUGAAGUAUAUCAACGGUGAAAACCCCUACGGAGUCAAAGUUCCGUAUAUUUUCUUGACCAACGGUGGCGGCAAGACAGAGAAAGAGCGAUGUCUCGAUCUCAGCAGGCAACUCGACUUAGAGGUAAACCCUGGCCAGUUCAUCUGUGGCCAUACGCCGAUGCGCGAAAUGGCAGCGCGAUACCACACCGUCCUGGUGGUUGGAGGCGAGGGUGAGAAAUGCCGGGUCGUAGCUGAAGGAUACGGAUUCAAGGAUGUUAUCACACCCGGAGAUAUCAUCAAGACGAGACACGAUACUACGCCGUUCCGAAAGUUGACGGAUAAGGAGCACGAAAAUUCUCGACUACUCGACCUGGACAAAGUCCGCAUCGAAGCGAUCUUCGUCUUUGCAGAUAGUCGCGACUGGGCCGGUGACCAACAAAUCAUUUUAGACUGCCUCAUGACUAAAGACGGCUGGUUGAAUACGCGGUCGGAGACCUUUACCGAAGGUCCACCGGUCUACUUCUCACAUACCGAUGUGGUUUGGUCAACAUCGCAUGAACAUUCACGCCUUGGAAUGGGAGCGCUGCGCGCUUCCCUCGAGGCCGUUUACGCGGCUCUCACAGGCAAAGACUUGAACACAAUUGCCUUCGGCAAGCCGCAGAUCGGAACCUAUGAAUUUGCCACUCGGCUUUUGCAAAAGUGGCGCAAGGAUUCGUGCGGCAUCGAUAGGCCUCCAUCUACCGUGUACUUCAUCGGCGAUACCCCGGAGUCCGAUAUCCGCGGUACAAACGAGUUCAACGAGACCACCAAAAAUGAUUGGUUCUCUAUCUUGGUCAAGACUGGAGUCUACCAGGAUGGUACUGUCCCACGCUUUCCACCCAGGAAGACGUGCGAUAAUGUUUUUGAUGCCGUCAAAUUUGCUAUCGAGCGCGAGCACCGAAAGACUUCCAAGGACAUAACUGUUUCCGAGCUUGAAAAUGACGCCAGCCAAGAAGUUGCCAAAUAA
Penicillium vulpinum is the source of this 1275-nucleotide messenger RNA. Its product is annotated as phosphatidyl synthase. Lineage: Eukaryota; Fungi; Ascomycota; Eurotiomycetes; Eurotiales; Aspergillaceae. The coding region runs from base 1 to 1275 and encodes 424 amino acids. Gene Ontology annotation, cellular component: mitochondrion. Gene Ontology annotation, biological process: glycerophospholipid biosynthetic process. The record is from RefSeq and is a predicted model, not a curated record. The transcript has 2 exons.